Penicillium daleae is the source of this 3405-nucleotide messenger RNA. Its product is annotated as DUF1765 domain-containing protein. The record is from RefSeq and is a predicted model, not a curated record. The transcript is spliced from 3 exons. Bases 1 to 3405 code for a protein of 1134 amino acids. Lineage: Eukaryota; Fungi; Ascomycota; Eurotiomycetes; Eurotiales; Aspergillaceae.
AUGUCUUCGCCCUUUCUCAAGAUAACGACGACGACCACGAGCAGCACCUACCCAGACGACGACAACAAUGCCUUGCUUUCGCGUGCCGCGAGCUAUACCGACCUCCCGAGUCAAUCCCCGGAAUCCGGUCCUCCGGGCUUGAGACGAACCUUCUCCGACUAUGCAGUACCCACCCUCUCCUAUUCGCCGACAAAGGAGACCGUGGCCGCAGGCAAGGAUAUUCUGCGUCGGACAUCCCUUCGCUCGAAAAAGAAACCCGAGAAGUCGCCCGCCGCCGUUUCCCACUUUACACUGUCUUCCUCGGAAGAUCUCAAGGACGCGGACGCGCAGGAUGUGACCGCGACGAAGAUGCCGGAAACGAGGGCGCCCGAACCUGUAGCUCGGCCAUUAGUAAAGAACCGUUCCAUGUCUGGGCGGAUCGUCAAUUUGGCACGGAAGCCAUGGGGGUCCUCGUCCCGAUCACCUUCCCCGGCAGCGAAGAGGAGUAAACAACGAGUCGAAGAACAAUCUCCUACUCGGUCGAGUGGACGCAAGACGGAAUCGGCUGAUGCGGAUGGGGCGCAGCCUUCGCGCAGGCGAACGGUGCUAUACAAACGGCCACGCCGGCCAAUGGUAGCGGUGGUGACAAAGGGGAAUUCGGACUCUCCAGAUUCACCCAACAGUCCGUCGCACUCAUUACGAAACCGGACUUCUUUCGAGAAAUUUACAGCCUCUCUCUCCGUGUCAACUCCGGUUCUCCCGCCUAUGCCAAAGGGAGCCGUCGCAACCGUGGCGUCCUUUACAAACAACAGCAGCACGGUUGAGCAUUCGCGUAAGAAGGAUGAAUUGUGGGGCAUAUUCCGUGGCCUUGAAGCUGAUUUCCAAAAGUUUCAAUCCAAAUCGAGCUCACUGAAAGCUAAUGUCAUUCGCUCCUCUUUGCUCCCUUUUCUUGGCCGCCAUCACCUUCACGCCUCCUGCAAGAACCUCAGACCCGAAGAUUUGGAUCGCCGGGUCAAUAUUCUCAACAAGUGGUGGAUUGGGAUGUUGGAGAUGCUCAAUGGCAAGAACAAUCAAUCGAUAUCUGGGACUGACCGGCCAGUUUUCCUCGAGGCGGUGGUGGGUAUUAUGACCCGACCAGAAUGGCGGAUCCCAUUCCCUACUGCCCAGCAGAGCGAUGGACCUACGGAUUCGCUUAAAUACGCCUCGACCUCAGUAUCGGAGACCUCUGACGGGUCAGGUUCAUCUGGAUCGGACUUUCUGGUUGAGUCCAUUCACCACAAUAUUCGCAAUGUCUUUGUCCAGAAUCUUCUGUCCCAAAUGGCAUUUGUGGUGGAGCGAAUGUCGAUGAGACACGCACCGGCCAGUUUGGUAGCUUUCUGUGGAAAAGCGUGUGCAUAUGCCUUCUUUUUUUGCCCAGGAGUCGCAGAUAUCAUGGUCCGACUGUGGAACACCUCUCCCACUGUUUUCCGCCGUAUCCUGGCCGAGAACCCCCAGUCUCGCGCUGGGAACAUGCGUGCUUUUACACAGGAACUGGCUCUGAGCUUUCCUAUGGCACUUCGACCUUUGGCUUUCCAUUCACAUACACCUUUGCUCCGGUAUAUGCGACACAAGCCCGAGCCACCCUUGAAUACAACCAAUAUCUCAUGGCAUGGCCCUUGGAUUGCACGCUGGUGCGGACGCGACACAGAUUUGUUCUUUGUCUUUGUGAAGUACAUCCAUAUUCUGUACGCAGAGUACAUGCCCCCAGAGACGGAAAAGGCGAGGAGAAUGUUCGCACCUGGACUGCUUCUAGUUCAUGCGCAACUUUUGAUUGCCAUCGAGGAUACGAUCUACAAGCAGUCCCUGCAUCAGCCGGAAACCACUCACGCAGCAGCAGCAAUCACUUUUGACGAUUUCAUUGAAUCGCCAGACGCGUCUGCUUCUCACUCCCUCGCAGGUAGUAGGAACAGCUAUCGAUUCAUGGCGGAGAAUCGGUUGAUCAUUCUUCUCCGGGACCUGCUCUCAGAAUCCUCUGCCGAGCCUAAUCGCGCACGACUGCUCUAUGCGGAGACUUUCUGUAGCCUACUUAAGGUUGCUGCUCAAAGAAUCUCUCUUUUCGAUCAUAAUGCCUGCUUCCUUCUCUGCGAUUUCCUGGAAGAAGUUAUUUCGAUAAUCACACGAUAUGCACAGUCCAUUGAGACCGAAUUGUUCGAUUGGAGCUUCUGGUUAGAGGUUUGUCGGCAGAUGAUGCAAAGCCAUAAUUCGCUGACCGAGGUGCGCGUGUUCUCCUUCAUCUACAGCAUCUGGGGUACCUGGGCUGCGACAGAGGGGCGGAAGGCGAGUCUCUGCUUAGGCUUUUUGUUGUCUGAGCCUGUUUUCUACCAUUAUUUCAAUCAUUGGAGUCCGAUGGUGCGCGCCUACUAUCACCGUGUUUUGUGCUGGAGGAUCGGUCGUUUCAACGGGGACCCCUCACCGCUUGACUCAACGAUAUAUGAGACGCUAUCUGAGAGGUUGCUACGGGUUUGGGAGUACUAUAUUGGAUUCCAAUCCAAGGCUGAGGAGGGGCUCACUGCUCCGCUGUCGUCUGCUCCUUGCACCCCAGCUCCGGGGCGGCGGAUAAUCAUCAUUAGGUGUGAUAAUCAGCUGUCUCCGGUCAACCUUUUUGUCUCGUUUGAUCGAGUUGUCCCGCCGGUCCCCCCUGAUCAAGUCACGUCACAUCGGAGAUCUAGCUCUGCGGACUCGAACGGCUCAGACGGCCAGCCACCUAAGCGGCGAUGGGGCCUGCUUCGCUCCAUGUUCGGCAGUUCGGCUAAACCCGAUGCUGCAGGUGGCAGUAGUUCAGACGAGUCUGACAGUGGUGUCACGGAUCUGACAGUGACUCCAGACAGCAAAUGCAUGGACGAGCAUGAGAAAACCCCAAACCACAGUUCAGAUGAGCUCGUUCGACCCAAGACUCCGCACCAGCCGUAUUUCUUCAAGUUUUCUCUGGAAUGGAUGGACCGGCCAAAUUGGCCUACCAAGAACAAGCGUCUCUUUACACCCUGUCUCCCGGUGGCUUCGCAACUCCACGUGCAGCACUGCCGGUCUCUGUCUGACUCGAAGUCUACCGAUUUUGAUACCGCAUCAGAGAACCUGUCUACUUCGGAGAACACGGCCGAUGAAACGCCCACAGAAGAACACGAGACCAUUCCAGCACCCUCGUCCCAACUAGCUGCGGACAGCCAACCCAGGACACCCACCAUGAAGAACUCUCCCCUUCCCAGGCUCCCGGCUCGUCCUACACACGAGUAUCUCGUGGCCAGCAAGUACGCUGGCCGCGCUCUGGCAGAGUGGGCACACAUUGUCUCCGAAUGUGACAGUUUCUUCGCCCGACGCCGCGACGAGGGCGUCCCAUCGGAUCGCAGGGUCGAAACGCCUAGCCUGGGUGUAGAGAGCUUUCGGAAAUAA